Tuber melanosporum (Perigord truffle) is the source of this 2049-nucleotide messenger RNA. RefSeq lists its product as uncharacterized. The coding region runs from base 148 to 1947 and encodes 599 amino acids. The record is from RefSeq and is a predicted model, not a curated record. Gene Ontology annotation, cellular component: mitochondrial matrix. Gene Ontology annotation, biological process: L-arginine biosynthetic process. The transcript is spliced from 6 exons. Lineage: Eukaryota; Fungi; Ascomycota; Pezizomycetes; Pezizales; Tuberaceae. Gene Ontology annotation, molecular function: L-glutamate N-acetyltransferase activity, acting on acetyl-CoA as donor; arginine binding.
AAAUAAUACAUCUUAUUAACUCCUUCGGUUGCAAUACAGUUCCCAUCCUCGCACGUGAAGCAGAAAUGUUCACACUACCGGUAGUUGCUCAAACACCCAUUCUCUCUGAAUCAUCUUGACCUUUCGAACGUGCCGAGUGUUUUAGCGAUGAAAUUUGUUUCUCGAACUGCGAGGAUACACUCGUUGCUACUCGGCAACUCCUCUUCCACGUCACUCAAUUCCUCGGUACGAGCAAGAUUUUUAGCUACGGGGUUGCAAUUAUGUCAGAGUCCGGAAAGGUUGGCGGGGGCGGGGAUUGCGGUGACUACUACCACUUCACAGCCCGGGGCUCCAGGUUCGAGGAGUCAGACUGCUGAAGAAAAUAGGGACUUGUACCUAUCUGUACUAUCAUCUACCUCUACAAAGCGAGAAGCAAGGGCAUACCUACAGCGCUUUACACCCUCACUCGCUGUGUCGCCAACGCAACCCGGCGCUCCCUCGCCUGCGCCUCCCCCGAAGCUUGUGAAACAGUCCCCAUUAGCUAGCUCAGAUAUAAAGGCCCGGGGUCUGACAUACGCGCAAGAAUCAUUAGAAAGCAAUUCAACAGUGGGACCAGGUAUUGCGCCGGCUCUAUUAGUCCAUACGGACGAUGCUACGCUGAAGGGGGUGGGGAGGACGAUAUGUCAAUUGCAAAGGCUGGGGUUGUUCACCAUUGUGGUAGUGGACGAGGAGCUUCCUUCGGCAAACGGCUCCGAGGCAAUUGCAGAAUGGCGGGCCGAUAUCGAGAACCAAGCGGAUAGGGUCGUAUUAGCCAUUGAGAUGGAGAGGGGGCAGGCUAGAAGGGUAGAUGGUACUCUAACAGUUGAUUUGGAAGGAUCUCCGCUGAAGGUUGCACCAAACCACAUCACCACCCCGCUUUCCCGUGGGGUGAUACCAGUACUUUACCCAAUGGCAUAUAACUCGAAUCAGUGCCUGGUUCCUGCCACGGCAAACAAGGUAGUAUUGGAAUUGACGAAACUGCUCUCAGCCCACUACCCACAGAGCUCCCCGAUAGACCAACCCAUAUCUCUCGACCGAAUAAUCUUUCUCGACCCUCUCGGCGGAAUCCCCUCUAUCGACCGCCCUUCCGGAGCACACGUAUUUAUAAACCUCGAGCAAGAGUACAACGAUCUUAAAAAUCAACUGAACGACCAUCACCUCUCAAACCUCUCAACUCUACGUGAAGCCCUCUCCCUCCUGCCUCCCACUUCCUCCGGCGUAAUAACCACCUCGACCCUAGCAGCAGCCCACAACUUGAACUCCACCUCCAAACACUCCAAAAACCCGCUAAUUUACAACCUCCUCACAGACAAACCCCUAAUCUCCUCCUCUCUCCCCGUCCAAUCAUCCAGCCCCGCGACACUAACUACCCUCCUAAAGCACGGAAUCCCGAUCACCACCCACCCAUCACACACAAAGCUCACCGAUGCUUCGAAAAUAAACCUUGCGAAGCUAACACUGCUAAUUGAAGACUCCUUCGGAAAGAGAUUGGAUCUGGAGCACUACCUUUCCCGCACCAAUGAUAACAUUGCUGCGGUGAUUGUAGCAGGGGAUUAUGAGGGGGCUGCUAUAGUCACCUGGGAGUAUCCGAGCGAAGAUAAAACAAAACAGCGAGUGUGCUACUUGGAUAAAUUUGCUGUGUUGAAGAGAAGUCAAGGGACGGGUGGGGUUGCGGAUGUGGUGUUUAAGGCGAUGGUGGAAGGUGUUAGGAAUGGACUCUUUGAGGGUACGGAGGGGAUAGUUUGGAGGAGUAGGAGGUGGAAUCCUGUUAACAAAUGGUACUUUGAACGAGCGAAAGGGACCUACAAAAUUCCCGGUUCGGGGUGGACCAUGUUCUGGACUACACAAGAUGCGGAGGUGAGCGAGAGGAGAUUCGGAGAGUAUGCGGAAAUUUGUGCAAGGAUUGAACCAAGCCUUGUUGACGAGUGAUGCUUUUUCUUCCCCUCUAAAAAUAUCCCUACAUCCCUACUUGUCGGGAUAUGAUUGUUGUGUAUGGUAAAAAAAAAAAAAUAGAUUUUUUACUCUAUUUCG